Molecule: messenger RNA, 444 nt
Organism: Salvia miltiorrhiza (redroot sage)
Lineage: Eukaryota; Viridiplantae; Streptophyta; Magnoliopsida; Lamiales; Lamiaceae
Product: 60S ribosomal protein L38-like
Exons: 4
Coding region: 30-239 (69 amino acids)
Biological process (GO): translation; protein-RNA complex assembly
Cellular component (GO): ribosome; cytosolic large ribosomal subunit
Molecular function (GO): structural constituent of ribosome
Source: RefSeq, a predicted model, not a curated record
UGCUCGCUCGUCUUCGCCAGCAUCCGAAAAUGCCGAAGCAGAUUCAUGAGAUUAAAGACUUCCUGCUCACAGCCAGGCGGAAGGAUGCUCAGUCUGUGAAGAUCAAGAGGAGCAAAGAUGUUGUCAAGUUCAAGGUUAGGUGCUCAAAAUACCUCUACACCCUCUGUGUCUUUGACCCCGAGAAGGCCGACAAGUUGAAGCAAUCCCUUCCACCAGGUCUAAGUGUGCAAGACCUUUGAAGCUUUGGGAGUGUUGUAGCUCCUGGGAAGGGAUUUUGCUUGAGCUGUUUUCUGAAUAUUGUUUGAAAGACUUUUUUAAUGAGAUUUGAGGACUCUCAUUUGUAGUGAAAAUACUUAUGGUGAUCAAUACAUGCUUUAGGUGUUUGUAUCAGAUAAUUCUUUACUUCUUGAGUACAUUGAUCUUGAAGUUUGCAUUGUUGAUUAA